AUGGCGAGUCCCCCAAGAAUUGAGAGCACCUAUGGUCUCUCUCCCUUGGACGGUGUGGAGUUUUCAUCACCUGGUUCUUCUAUCAUGUCCCCCCCCCCCCCCGAAAAAGUCGGGAUUUAUCAGAAAACCCUAAACGUUGGUCUUCGUCUUCCGACGACCGACUUCCAGGAAGAGGUCCUUCAAAAGGAUGGUUGUAGCAUUCAAAUGCAGACUCCAAACGCUGUAAAUAAGUUUAUAGCGUUCGAGAUGAUCUAUCGUGCCAACGGUUACCUCCCCGACUUUUUCAUGUUCAAGUACUUCUUCCGAUUUUGCUGUACCGAUGAUAAGUACACGUUUUAUGUCUGGCGAGAAGAUCACACUCUUGUUCCUGAUGGGUGA
Lactuca saligna is the source of this 378-nucleotide messenger RNA. The record is from the annotation of a GenBank genome assembly. Lineage: Eukaryota; Viridiplantae; Streptophyta; Magnoliopsida; Asterales; Asteraceae.